Molecule: messenger RNA, 1076 nt
Organism: Sesamum indicum (sesame)
Lineage: Eukaryota; Viridiplantae; Streptophyta; Magnoliopsida; Lamiales; Pedaliaceae
Product: 2-oxoglutarate (2OG) and Fe(II)-dependent oxygenase superfamily protein
Source: RefSeq, a predicted model, not a curated record
GCCACUGCCACCCCACCUCCCCUCUUAUUCUCCGAUCCCACCCCUUCUCUCCACUCUUCCCUCCUCUCCGCCGCCACCCAACACGGCUUCUUCCACCUCACCCACCACACCAUCCCCUCCCACCUCCCCCUCUCCGCCGAAUCCGUCGCCGUCUCUCUCUUCAGCCUCCCCAACCAUCAGAAACAGCUCCUCUUCCCCAACAACUGGCCGCUCGGCCACGAAAUAGAAGACGAUGAAGACAGCGCCGCCUCCCCCGGCGCAGAGUCGUUCUGUCUCGGCUCCUUGUGUUCCACCGAGUCAAUAACGAACGACCUGGACUUGGAUCCUCUGCGUGAAUUCACCGGUGAAAUGGAGGAGCUCGGGUUGAAGGUGCUGGAAGAGUUGGCUUCUGCUGUCGGGUUCAAGAACCCGGCUCGAGACGGGCUCCAGUCUCAGCUGUGGAUAUCUGGUGGCACGAAUAAACCGGGUCGGGUGUACCCGUAUGUGCUGGGGUUGCAUUACCAAAUACGGUGCCAGAAGCAGUCGUUGUUGUCGGAUUCGGGUUGGGUCAGUGUGUCGGGGCAGACGGAAUCCGUGCUGGUCACUCUUGGAGACAUUGCUCAGGUUUGGAGCAAUGGGAAGUUGAAGAAGGUGAGGGGAAGACCUGCUCCAAAUUUAGAUGAUGCCACCGACAAUCCUCAUUGCAUAACAAUGUCUUUACUUAUAACCCUACCUGUCGACAGCACUGUCUUCCCUCUCAUCCCCGACUUAGUCGAGAACGAGGAGGGUGGUGAACAUGAUUCCCCCAACAACAAUAGAGAACAAAGGUUGUUCAAUUCCUUUUCUUUUGAAGAUUAUGCGUGGAGAGUCUAUAAUGAACGUCUGCUUCUCAAGGAUCCCCUUAUUAGAUAUCGCGUUUGAGUUGAUGAUGUUUUUGUUGAGGAAGAUGUCGUAAUCAAUGAACUCUAUGUUUUGUGCUAGAUGAUUGACGAUCUAUGGUUGGUAAAAAUGCGCAAGAUGAUAGAGCAUUUGUCUAUCAUUGUUGUCGAUAUGUUAGGAUUGAAACUAAUGAUUUUAAUUUGAAUAUCUUUUGUGAA